Molecule: messenger RNA, 3297 nt
Organism: Aspergillus terreus NIH2624
Lineage: Eukaryota; Fungi; Ascomycota; Eurotiomycetes; Eurotiales; Aspergillaceae
Product: sulfate transporter family protein
Exons: 5
Coding region: 1-3297 (1098 amino acids)
Cellular component (GO): membrane
Source: RefSeq, a predicted model, not a curated record
AUGGGAGUACUUCGACCCCGGAGCCAGAGCGACGCUCAUCGCGCCGGAUUGUCUCUUCGUCGCGCAUCUCUCGUCGAUGACUUGGCUCCUGGGCCGCAUGACUAUCCGGUUGAGCAAGCCAACAAUGGAAGCCCGCCUCGGACCUUGGGAAUCGAACCUCUUGUCUCGGGCGGAACAAGCUACAGGACCCCAAGUCGGUCUUUCUACCAUCGGUCAUUCAAUAACACAUUAGGUGAGAAUAUGCGAACCUGCUGGCCCCGGAUUUACCUCAUGCUUCGUGUGGAUCGUGUGUUGACUCCUGUCGGUGCUCUAGAUCCGGCUCAUUAUUCUUCUAAUGGUCUCCGAGAACAGUCGGCCGAACUGGCGUCCUUCGCGCUGUCUCUCAAUGGGAGCUCUCCGCAGGAGAGGAACACCCUUCUCCCAUCAUUGGAUAUCUUCCAUCAACCAGAAAAUAUGAAUCUUGCGUCAUCUCCCGCUGAGACUAUCGUUCCAGCCCGCCGGGACUCGGAAUACCACCAAACGCCCGCCGCUGGGUCGUCCGUAUUGACGGAGAUGAUCCGCAAUCCGGACGAGUUCCAAGACCUUCCGACUCCCCAUGGGGCCAGCACUACGGAUGGAAAUGGAACGAGUCGGCCACGAGCCUCAAGCACAAGCCCCACAGCGGACGAAGUCGCAGAGGACAAUGAGACCACUGAACACACAUCCCUCAUCCUGAGGACAUCGCCCUCGAAGCCCAUUUAUAGCUACGGGAGUGUCGAAGAUGUCGAGAGCCAGAGGUCUACGCGUAACCCGGAGGGCGGCGUACUACGAGAGACCCUCGCCAACGUCUCCUCUUGCUGUCGAGUACUAUCGAACCCGAAAUCAUGGAGUGGGCGAGCCGUGUGGAACCGAGGUGUCGUCUACCCUGUCAGUUUACUCCCGGCGGUAUUUCUCGGUCUACUGCUCAAUAUUCUCGACGCCCUGUCGUACGGUAUGAUCCUGUUUCCCUUGGGAGAGCCGAUCUUCUCGGAUCUUGGGUCGGACGGGAUCUCGAUGUUCUACGUCAGUACCAUCAUUGCUCAGCUGGUUUUCUCCUGCGGAGGGUCAAUCUUCCGUGGUGGGAUCGGUAGCGAGAUGAUUGAGGUCGUCCCCUUUUUCCACCAAAUGGCCUUUACUAUCCUGGCCCGAGUGGGUGAUAACAACCCGAAAUCCGUGUUGGCCACAUGUAUUCUAGCCUUCAGCGUCAGUUCCGUCCUGACGGGUCUGGUGUUCUUUUUGAUGGGGACCUGCGGGCUGGGGUCGCUCAUUGGUUUUUUCCCACGCCAUAUUCUGAUCGGUUGCAUUGGUGGUGUGGGCUUCUUUCUCCUGGAGACUGGCCUGGAAGUAUCAGCUCGGCUGCCAGGCUCUCUCGAGCUCACCAUUCCUACGCUGAAGAAGCUCUUUCAGUUGGAUACCUUCCCCCUUUGGAUUACCCCGCUAGUGCUUGCGAUUGGCCUCCUGGUGUUGAAACGUUUCGUGCGAUCCAAUUUUCUUGUGGGUGGGUAUUUCAUCGCGGUGGCUGUCGUGUUCUACAUUGUCAAAUUUGCCGCCAGAAUACCUAUGGACACGCUGCGGAAUAGCGGAUGGGUCUUUGAUGCCCCGUCAUCUGCAAACCCGUGGUGGCAUUUCUACACACUCUACGACUUUUCGGCCGUCGAUUGGGCGGCCUUUGCUGACACGAUCCCGGCGAUGUUCGCACUCACCUUCUUCGGCAUCCUUCAUGUUCCCAUCAAUGUCCCGGCGCUGGGCAUCUCCACGGGCGAGGACAAUCUGAACGUGGACCGAGAGCUCGUGGCACACGGAGUCACGAAUGCCUUAUCAGGGUUUGUGGGUAGCAUCCAGAACUACUUGGUGUACACCAACAGUCUGCUUUUUAUCGACAGUGGUGGAAACUCCCGUCUGGCAGGAAUUAUGCUCGCGGCAGCUACCGGGGGCAUCCUCCUAGUCGGACCUGUGAUUGUCGGGUUUAUCCCUGUCAUGGUUGUCGGUGCACUUAUCUUUCUCUUGGGAAUAGAGCUGAUGCAGGAAGCCUUGGUUGAUACGUGGGGGAGGCUGCACCGGGUUGAGUAUCUCACGAUUGUCAUUAUCGUGGUAACAAUGGGUGCUUGGGACUUCGUGGUGGGUAUUUUUGUUGGUAUCAUUCUUGCCUGCUUGAGUUUUGUCGUCCAAACGUCUCGCAAGUCCGCCAUCCGGGCUAAAUAUUCCGGUAAAGUCGCCAGCUCAACUGUUCGGCGGCCUCCGAUCCAGCAGCGGUUCCUGAAGGAGGCUGGGCAGCAGACACUAAUUAUCAAGUUGGGAGGUUAUCUCUUCUUCGGGACAAUCGUGGACGUGGAAAACACCAUGCGCGGACUCAUCGAGGAAGAGGCCUUCAACAGACGUCCUAUCCGGUUUCUUAUUCUGGAUUUCUCGCGCGUGUACGGCUUGGACUUCUCUGCCGCCGAGGCGUUCACUCGCAUUAACCGCGUGCUGCGCAAGCGGCAUGUGCAGAUGACAAUAUCCGGGUUAGAUGUGGAGGGCGAGAUAGGGCGCAGCCUGCAGAAUGUGGGUCUUUUCGAAUCGGAAAACGGUGUGCAGCUCUUCGAGGACCUCAAUUCUGCCCUGGAGUUCUGUGAGAACAACUACCUCAAGGUCUUCUACAGCUACCGCGAAGCCCUCCUGAAGAGAACCAACGUCUCACCCACGUUCCUGGAGGUUCCCGUCUCUCAAACUCAGCACCACCUCGGCGAGGGCAUCGUGAGCUCUCCCCGCCAUCGGUACCUGCAGCAAGCCGCCACGACGACUCUCCAUGAGGACGAGACCGCGGUGGUAGCUCCCGCUGCAUGGUCCGCAAUGCGCCAACCGCUUCCACUCCUGCUCCAGACAUUCCAAGGGUUGACUGCGCGGAACGAGGAUUUCUGGUUCCCCGCGUGUGCGUAUUUUGUCAAAGAAACCUACGCCGCAGGCACCGUGCUGUUCCAGGAGGGCGACGUACCCGCUGGGUUCUAUCUUCUGGAAUCCGGCAUGCUACGUGCAGAGUACGAGCUUCCCCAGGGCAGCUACUUUGAGCUGAUUGUGGCUGGAAGACCGUGCGGCGAGCUGCCGUUCUUCAGUGAAACCCGACGGACAGCAACAGUCAAAGCCGAACAGGAUUGCGUUGCGUGGUGUUUGAACGUGGAGAAAUGGCGGGCGCUGAAGGAACAGGAACCUGAGAUUGCGCGGGAACUGCUGACGGUCAGUCUGAAGCUGACGACGGAGCGGAUGGACUGUAUUACUUCUUAUGUUCUCACGAUGGCGGCCUGA